GGAAGAGAAGAGAGGCAAACAAGGAGCGUAAGGAGACAGAAAGAUUAAAGUGAAUCCCCAAAAAAGGGAAAGCUUAAAUCUUUAUUUUUUUUUUGUCUACUUUUUGAAGUUUUGAUUCAUCCUUUUAAACAAACUUGACUAUAAUACCUAUCUACUCCAUCCCUCCCAUUUUCAAUUCUCCCCAAAGCUAUCAUCAUUUCUAUGAAGAAUUUUUCAAAAGAGAUCGGCCAUAGCCCUUGUUGUAGUGGACAGAGACACAAUACACUUCUCCAUCUUCUUCAUCACCACUAGAAUUGAACCAAUUCCAAUGCUUCUAAGAUCCUCCAUUUCCACAACCAAGAAGUUCUUCCAAAAAACCCUAGACACCUUCAAGUCCUUCCUCUCCAGUGGCUACCAAAAGCUCCCCAAAAGCCCCCCAUGCACCCCUUUUCCUUGCCCUGACAAUGCACCACACUACAAAGACCUAGAGAGAUUCUACUCCGAUUUCACAGCCCAGUGGGACGAAACCGAAAAGGGAAAAUGCAGGAAGAGAACCAAGAAAAAGGACCCUCCAGACCACUCAAAAGCCCAUCAAACACAAGGAGAUCAGAAAGGCUCAUCUCAGGCAAACUUUAACCCUAAUAACCAUCAAGGCAAGAAAGGGGAGGAUCAGAUGGCUCAGAGGAGAAAGAAAAUUGUGUACAAUGGGAAAAAGUAUCAAGAAUUUUCAAGGUUGAGAGAGGAGAGGAGUUAUGUGGUGGCACAGAAGCUAAAGGAGCUGAAGAUGAUUGAUAACAGCAAUGAAGAGCACAUGUUGGACGUUGAAGAAAUUCUUCAUUAUUACUCAAGACUCACUUGCCCAGCUUAUCUUGACAUUGUUGAUAAGUUCUUCAUGGAAAUGUACUCUGAGCUUUUCAGCAUUAUCCAAUCAUCCCCUCAUCAUCAUCAUCCAUACAAUUCAAGGUCAGAUAAUGUGACAUCAUUUCAUGAAUUGUAUUAGCCCAAAUUUUCUCAAUAAAUUUAUUUUUUGGGUA
Messenger RNA from Ipomoea triloba (trilobed morning glory), 1013 nucleotides. RefSeq lists its product as uncharacterized. The coding region runs from base 308 to 979 and encodes 223 amino acids. The transcript has a single exon. The record is from RefSeq and is a predicted model, not a curated record. Lineage: Eukaryota; Viridiplantae; Streptophyta; Magnoliopsida; Solanales; Convolvulaceae.